GUUUUGUGGAGUUAAUUCGUUUUGAGUUGAGGUUUGGAAUAAAAGUUUAGUUCUUCUAGUCUAUAUUUGAUUCAAAUUCAAUAAGAAAUAUUAUCAAUUAAAGUUUGUUGUCCAAUUUUCCUAAUAAAAUUUAACAAAAGAUAACAACGAUGUCAGGAUCAGUCAAGUGUCUUCAAGUCUUCGUUGCCCUGCUAUGCAUCGUACAAUUUGUCCUUGGAAUUGUCUUCCUGAUUCUGGGAGGCAUGGCGUAUAAGGAGUCGGGAGCGGGUUUGAAUGCACACUCGGCCGCCAUAUUUUUGUUGGCGGUUGGCUGUUUCAUCGUUUUGGUGGCCCUGUUUGGUCUGUGCGGCGCCAUCGCUAAGAACUCCUGCCUCUUGAUCGUCUUCUGCAUCUUCAUGUCGAUCAGUUUGGUUCUCAGCAUCAUUGUUCUCAUUAUUGGAUUUGCUUUGCCUGGUGCAGCUAUUGAGGCAGCCAGCCAGGCAUUCAAUGAGAGUAUGAAUAACUACAGUAAGGAUAAUGUCACCAAGAACAGUAUCGACAUUUUGCAGCUAAAUGCCCAGUGUUGCGGCUACAACGGCGUCGGCGACUGGGAAUUGAACUCGGACUUCAAAGACGGGAAAUUGCCUAUGAGCUGUUGCAGCAACUCUACCUUCACGGCUACUGAGUGUAGUAAGACGUCUGUGAAUAAGUACCACUCAAAGGGCUGCAAAGAAGUAAUUGAAGUUUUAUUGAAAGGCAUGCUCUAUGGCUUCGGCAUCAUCGCUACCAUAACUGCCAUUGCUUUGUUCCUUACGUUGUUACUGGCAUCGAUACUAACGAGCAAAAUAAGGAAGGAGUACAAUCCGGUUUAAAUCGCCUCUCAGUCAGUUGUUCGGUCGGUUUAGCGGUUGAUAAGAAUCGAUUGAUUUAACCGAUUGAAUGAUUGCUUGAUUGAUUAACUUGAUCGACAACUUAUUUACUUAUUACCAAAUUAAAUAAUGAUCCCCAAGGUAUCUUAUUUAUUUUAAUUAAUUAUUUGGUGAGUUAUUAUUAUUAUUAUUAUUAUCGCUACUAUUGACGAUGGUAAUGUUGCUCUUAUUGUUCUUAUUAUUGUUCUUAUUAUUGUAUUAUUAUUAUUAUUAAAAAUAUUAUUAUUACUAUUUAUUAUUAUUAUCAUUCUUAUAACCGAAAACGCGUUGGUCUGUUGAAGAUGAUGUUGUUGAUGAUGGCGAUGAUGAUAUUAAAAUAUUUGUGAUAUGAUAAUAUCAAAAUAAUAAUAAUAAAUGAUAAUGAAAAUGAUAAUGAGAACAUCUAUAAUAAUACUAAUAGUAAUGAUAAUAAUAGCUAACAAACAAAAUGCAGAGGAAGACGACGACUGUAAUGGGUUGUAAUAAUCGGCGCAAGAAUUAACUUUAUAUUAUU
Molecule: messenger RNA, 1401 nt
Organism: Helobdella robusta
Lineage: Eukaryota; Metazoa; Annelida; Clitellata; Rhynchobdellida; Glossiphoniidae
Exons: 9
Coding region: 150-851 (233 amino acids)
Cellular component (GO): membrane
Source: RefSeq, a predicted model, not a curated record